AUGCUUGUCCAGUCCAUUCUGAGUGCCCUCGUGGCCGCCCCCCUGCUUGCUUCUGCCCUGCCACACCAAAGCAACAGGCGCAGUGAAGGCCUCUCUGUCGAGCUGUCUCAAGCAAGCGAGACUGAGGUUAAAGCAAUCGUCUCAAACACUGGCGCUGAGACUCUGCACUUGUUUACCAGCGGCACCAUUCUUGACAAUGCCCCUGUGCAGCAGCUGGACGUGACCCAGGAUGGUCAAUCUGCUGAAUAUCUCGGCCUGAUCAUCGAUUAUCUGGCCGAUGACCUCCAGGAAGAGUCUUUCAUCACUCUUGCUCCUGGGGAGACUGCAGAGGCUCUCGUGAACGUCCCUGCUCUGUACGAUAUCAAGGGUGGUGACUACUCUGUCUCUCUUAACGGUGAAAUUGCAUUCGCUGGUGUCGACUCUACCCAGCUUGAGGGUGUCUACGAAUUCCAGACCAACACUGUGGACUUCAACAUCGAGGAGACCGUGGCCGCCGCCGUCCCAAAGGCAGUUGACAUGGAGAUUCUGCCUCUUGAGAAGCGCGUCCGCAUCGUCUCGUGUUCUGGCUCCCAGCUCACAGCCCUGAGUAACGCAGUGUCCGCCACCAACCGUCUUUCCACUGCCGCAGCCAAUGCCGCCGCCAGCGGCUCGGCGACCAAGUUCAACGAGUACUUUCGCACCACGUCUGCCACCACCCGGAGCAACGUAGCCAGUCGAUUCAGAUCAUUCGCCUCUGAGGACUCGUCUACUACAUCUGGCUCCAGCUCCUACUCUUGCGUCGACUUCCUCGGCGUGUGCACUUCCAACACCAUUGCCUACGCCCAACCUGCGACCGGCCGCAUGGCCAGCUGCCCAAUCUUCUGGCAACUGCGGGCAGUCUCCACAGACUGUGGUCAGCAGAGCCAGGCUUCGACUGUGCUGCAUGAGUUCACUCAUAUCCUUGCUGGCACCAACGACCACGCCUAUGGAUAUGCUGCUUCGACUGCUUUGUCUGCGGCGCGGGCUUACACUAACGCUGACAACUACGCUCUGUACGCUGAUGCAAUUGCGAAUAGCUGUUAG
Diaporthe amygdali is the source of this 1062-nucleotide messenger RNA. Its product is annotated as neutral protease 2. The transcript has 4 exons. Lineage: Eukaryota; Fungi; Ascomycota; Sordariomycetes; Diaporthales; Diaporthaceae. Gene Ontology annotation, molecular function: metalloendopeptidase activity. Gene Ontology annotation, biological process: proteolysis. The coding region runs from base 1 to 1062 and encodes 353 amino acids. The record is from RefSeq and is a predicted model, not a curated record.